AUGGACGCCAACAACCUCGACGGGCAGGUUAACGACCUUGUUCGGAACCUUGCUGCGAGCGAAACUGACACGCUCGACGACGCCAUUACGGCAAAUUUUGCCGCCGAUGCUCAGCUCACAACGUCAAUCAACUCCGUCAAGGGCGCAGACAACAUCCGUGAUGUCCUCAAUCUCCACCACGCGUUUGCGUCCGAGUGUACGCCGGGCCCGGUGAACUGGGACGAGAACAACAAGACGGCCACUUUCUCGCUGCAGAGCAUCUACUCGCUUGGAAACGCCCCGUGGCCGUUCUCCAUGCUUCGCCGCUUCUCCGUUCCCGUCAAGUGGGCUGAUAUCAAGCUCUAUCUCCAGCCCGACGAGAGCCAGCCCGUCCGCUCGGAUGCCACCGAGCCCACAAAGUAUCAGGUUUCUCGCAUUUCGACCGUCGCCCACCCGCCCCAGAACAAGCUCAUUGCCGCCGCCUACUCCGUUCUCAUGUACACUGCCCGCAUCGUCGCUCCCUACCUUAUCGAUACCAUGGUCGUCCUCCACAAGUUCUUCGUACGUAACCCCCUUGAGCGCGGAGUGAUUCGCACCGGCGCCUCUGGCGUCGUUGAAAUCCUCAGCUGGGUUCUCCGUGCUGCGUCGUCUAGGGUCCCUCUCAUUGGUAACAAGAAGGUCAGACGCCCCCGGCUUCUCGAGGAUCCCGAACGUGUUCCCGCCAACGUUGAUGUCCCGUCCUCGCCUCCUGUUCCCGACGAGCCUCUUCCCGUUCGCAAGUCCAGCAAGCGCACGUCUAUGCGGGAAUCCGUCCAGGAGCCCGUCCAGUCCGUCCAGGAGCUCGUUAAUGACAACACGCCCGAGCUCGCGCUUGAUGAGGAGCAGAUCACCCGCGACAACGCUGCCGCCACCGCUGAAGCCGUCGUUGACCAUGACGAGGCAGACAUCGACCAGCAGGAGCAGGCCGAGGAGGUCAAGGAGACUGCCACACUCGACUCUGAGGUCCAGAAGGUCGAGGCGCCCGCCGAGCCGGAGGCCGAACAGGUAACCGCCAAGAUCGAGGACGAGGAGAAGGUCAAGGAGGACGCCGCCGCCGAGACCACCCUCGAGACCACUAUGGCCGCUGAGGAGAAGGCUGAGGAGGCUGAGGAGACCAAGGAGGCGAAGGCACUUGAGGAGGAGGUCGCUGAGGUCCAGGCUAGUGCCGAACCUGAACCGAAGACCAAACCCGUCGAUAACGAACCUGAAACUGAGGCCGAGGACGCCAAGCCCGAGGAGCCCGCUCCCGUCGUUGCCGAUAUUGCCACCCCCCAGCCAGCCGACCACACUACCACCGAUAUCAAGGAGGACAUUUCCGCUAUUUCUGAGACCAAGGACACCGCCGAGGACGCCGAAACCAAGCCUGACGAUCUUGCGGACACUGUGGUGACGGACGUGGACACCCUCGAGGAGCCCGUGCUCAACCCCGAGCUUUCUUCCACCGAGGACCACGUUCCCGAGGUUGCGACCAGCGGACAGGUGGCCAAGCCCGACGAGACCGACCUCGAGAGCAAGACUGAGGACGCCGAACCCGCUUCUAUCGCUGCCAAGAUUACCAACCAGCAAAUUGUUGACGACACUACCUCCGAGACCAAGGUGGACGUCCCUGCUACUUCUGCGGCGAAGGACGCUGAGGAGACGGACGCCGAGACCAAGGCUGAUGUCCUUGCCGAGACCGUGGAGACGGACGUCGACACCCUCGAGGAGCCCGUGCUCAACCCCGAGCUUGCUUCCACUCCCGUCAGCGUUCCGGCUGAUGAGGCUGAGCCCGAGGCCACCGAGCCCAAGGAGGCGGAGGCCAAGGGCACGGAGGCUCAGAAGCCUGUCGAGGCCGCGAUCGCUGUCCCCGCCGCCGAGGAGGAGGCCAUGCCUGAGGCGGUCCACGCCGAGGAGGCCAAGCCCGAAGAGGCCGAGGUCGCGGAGCCUAAGGUCGAGGAGACCAAGCCCCAGGAGGUCACGGUCGAGGAGCCCAAGAUCGAGGAGGUUGCGGUCGAGGAGACCAAGAUCGAGGAGGUUGCGGUCGAGGAACCCAAGCCCCAGGAGGUCGCGCUCGAGGAGCCCAGGGUCGAGGAAACCAAGACCGAGGAACAUGUCCACGCUUCCUUCGCGGAUAUGGCUGCCAACCAGCCCGCUCACCACACCACGACUGAGACUGCGGAGGACUUCCCAGCUCUUCCCACGGGCGACAACGCUGCUGAAGAGCCAAACUCGACGGCCGCCGCCACCAUCAGCCUCCCCGACUCGGGGCCUUCGUUUGCCGACAUUGCCUCGUCUAGAACCGAAAACGACGACUCGGAGUCGCGUUCCUCCUCUCUUCCUGGCACCGCCGAGGGGAGCGUCGAUGGUGACAAGAAGAAGAAGAAGAAGAACAAGAAGAAGAGCAACAAGAACAAGAACAAGAACCGUAGACUCCGCAACAAGGAGAUCCCAAGCAACGCUGGCGGUAACGAGUAG
Messenger RNA from Cutaneotrichosporon cavernicola, 2472 nucleotides. RefSeq lists its product as uncharacterized. The record is from RefSeq and is a predicted model, not a curated record. NCBI's taxonomy places the organism in Eukaryota, Fungi, Basidiomycota, Tremellomycetes, Trichosporonales, Trichosporonaceae. The coding region runs from base 1 to 2472 and encodes 823 amino acids. The transcript has 4 exons.